Messenger RNA from Suricata suricatta (meerkat), 2828 nucleotides. RefSeq names its product nucleolar complex associated 4 homolog (gene NOC4L). The transcript is spliced from 15 exons. The annotation marks the transcript as partial. The record is from RefSeq and is a predicted model, not a curated record. Gene Ontology annotation, cellular component: small-subunit processome; nucleolus; Noc4p-Nop14p complex. Gene Ontology annotation, biological process: ribosome biogenesis. Lineage: Eukaryota; Metazoa; Chordata; Mammalia; Carnivora; Herpestidae.
GGCGAGGCCAACGCCGUGUUCGAUAUCCUGGCCGUGCUGCAGUCUGAGAACCCGGAGGAUGUCCAGGCAGCGGUGCGCGCGUGCAGCCGCCUAUUCGGGGCCUUGCUGGAGCGGGGAGAGCUGUUUGUGGGCCGGCUGCCCCCCGAGGACGUGGUCAUGGCAGGGUCCCAGGGGGCCACGCGGAAGUACAAGGUGUGGAUGAGACACCGCUACCAGAGCUGCUGUAACCGCCUGCAGGAGCUUCUGGGCCACCCCUCCUUUGAGGUCAAGGAGCUGGCUCUCAGCACGCUCAUGAAGUUCGUGCAGCUGGAAGGGAUGCAUCCCCUGGAAAAACCCAAGUGGGAGGGACACUACCUGUUCCCCCGCCAGCUUUUCAAGUCGGUGGUAGGAGGCCUACUGUCCCCGGAGGAGGACCGUGCGCUGCUGGGCUCUCGGUUCCAGGACUACCUGCAGCACGAUGACAUCCGCUACCACGCGAUGCUGGCGGCCACGGACGUCGUGGGCCGAGAGGCUGACCGGCUCCCUGAGGUGCCCCUCGCUUUCUGGAACAACGCGUUCGCGCUGCUGUCUGCGGUGAGCCUCCCCCGCGAGGAGACGGCCCCCUCCAGGUUCUACGUGAAGCACGCCGAGCUGUCGCGUAAGUGGAAGGUCACUCAUCUGAAGGAGCACAGGAAGGCCUUCCAGCUGAUGUGGCUCAGCUUCCUCCAGCACAAGCUGCCCCUCAGCCUCUACAAGAAGGUGCUGGUGAUCAUGCACGACUCCAUCCUGCCCCACCUGGCACAGCCCAGCCUCAUGAUCGACUUCCUGACCCGAGCCUACGACGUGGGCGGCGCCAUCAGCCUCUUGGCCUUGAAUGGACUUUUUAUCCUGAUUCACAAGCACAACCUGGAGUACCCCGAUUUCUACCGGAAGCUCUACGCUCUGCUGGACCCAUCUGUCUUCCAUGUCAAGUACCGGGCUCGGUUUUUCCAUCUCGCCGACCUCUUCCUGUCGUCCUCCCAUCUGCCUGCCUACCUGGUGGCUGCUUUCGCCAAGCGCUUGUCCCGCCUGGCGCUGACGGCGCCCCCGGAGGCCCUGCUCAUGGUGCUGCCUUUCAUCUGCAACCUGCUGCGCAGACACCCGGCCUGCGGGGUCCUGGUGCACCGCCCUCGGGGCCCUGAGCUGAAUGCCGACCCGUACGACCCCGAGGAGGAGGACCCGGCCCAGAGCCGUGCCCUGGAGAGCUCGCUGUGGGAGCUGCAGACCCUCCAGCGGCAUUACCACCCCGAGGUGUCGCAGGCCGCCAGCGUCAUCAACCAGGUGCUGUCGGUGCCUGAGGUCAGCAUCGCACCGCUGCUGGAGCUCACGGCAUUCGAGGUGUUCGAGCGGGACCUGAAGAAGACGAGCCAGGAAUCUGUGCCCCUGGAGUUCCUCCCUGCGCAGGGGCUGCUGGGCCGGCCCGAUGACCUCUGUGCCCAGCACUUCACGCUCAGCUGACCUGAGCGCCCCCUCCCCUCCAGGCCUGCGGGCUGGUGGUGACAGUGCCAGCAGUGCACAGAGGCCACCUCAUGUCCCCUGCAGCCGCCCACGCCUGCUGUGCACCUGCCCUCCACCGGGAGGCUCUUGCUUUGCUGAAGCCUGGUGGGGGCGGGGGCUUCCAUCCAGCACUGCAAGACCCCUCGGGCCCCGACUCCUCCAGGCGCCUUGCAUCCAAGGAGGGUCUGGGUCCCCCUUCCCGCUGCGCCUGGACUGUGACCUGGGAGCAACCCCGAGGGCUCCAUGUCCUGGCCAGGCGUGGGGAGCACGGAGAGCGCAGCCACCCACUCCCCGGCAGGCUGAGGAGGUCUCCGUACCCCGGUCGCUGUGGCCCCAGGUCCAUGGUGGGCGCGCUGCCCCACGAGAGGCGGCUGCUGGCAGAGCCCCUUCACCCCGCGUGCCCCUGCGCAGCGCGGCUGCCGGCGGCUGCAGGCCGGCCGCGUGCCGUGUCUCCAGUUCAUCUCCCCGAGGCCCCGUUUCUGCCGGCGGGCUUGGUUCUCCUCCAGCCACGAUUCCAGGUUUCCUCUUAAAAACUGCUUGUUUGGGGAGUCACGUGAGUGACAUCGGCUCACGUGGGCUUGGGGGCCCUGGCGGGGAUGCAGGUGGUGGGGGGAGUUGGGGAGGGGACUGGUUCUGCAGCGUCUUACCUGAGUGCUGGCGUCUCAGCCCCGUCCCCUCCCCAUCCCCACGGGAGCACCCUGGAGGCACCGCAGGCAGCGGUUUGCCCAGUUUGGUCUCUAGGGAGUGCUCUGCCGGCCCAGGACCCUUGGGUGCCUCGUGGGGACUCUGGGCCAGUGGUGAAGGGGUGCCUCCGUUCUCUAUACACCUGUGUGAUUUUAGGGAUGCUGGCACCCCUCCCUGGCAGGCUCCUGCCCCUGGGCCUUUGCACUGCCCUCUCCACAGCUUUCCUCCCUGCUCCUGCCUUCAGACCCCAAGCCGAGGGAGGGCUCAGGGAGGCCUGUGCCCAGCAUCCUGUCUGAACAGCUGCGUGCAUGCGCACGGGCACUGCCAAGCUCACGGCCCACUGCCAUCCAGUACAUCGUGGGCUGUUCCUGCCGCCCAUCCCACAGACCGGGGGAAGCUCGUCACUGACCUGGCCCUUCUGGUCCCCUGGGGCCCAGGACGUGCCCGGCACAGUGCACGUCUGUGGUCAACGGUCUGGAGGGUCCUGAGCAGCCUGGCUCCCGAAGAGUUGGGUCGGAGGCUGUCCCUGCCACCCCCGAGCAGGGGUGCGGCCCUGGAAGGGCUGAGGCCUCACACUGGUCGAGGGAAGUGUCCUCGUGGUUUUCUAAAGUAAAAUGAUGAAACUCUUA